Molecule: messenger RNA, 516 nt
Organism: Kwoniella shivajii
Lineage: Eukaryota; Fungi; Basidiomycota; Tremellomycetes; Tremellales; Cryptococcaceae
Exons: 3
Coding region: 1-516 (171 amino acids)
Source: RefSeq, a predicted model, not a curated record
AUGAACGAUAUCGUUGGGGCACUUACAAGGACUCUCCUAGCUUGGGGGAUCGUCCGAAAUUUAUCGAAACCAUGCAUAACCUGCCAAAGUACUUGCGUCGAUUCUACAUUGGCAUCCAACAACACAUGUGGAACAACAUAUACCGCUUGCGCAUGUGACAACAAUUUCGUUCAAAAUGUAAAGAUCUGUCUCUACCAAGGAACAUGUUCUUCUGACGUUUCCACCUGGUUCGAUACCGCUACGGCAGCUUGUGAUGCCAGUGGUGCUGAAGCGAAUUACACAUCCACUCAUUCAGGCAACUACACCUACUCCGAGUCCGCCGCUACCGAGUCCACAGCCGUUGCUUCAUCGGGAGCUGCCACGGCCGCCACUUCGUCCGCUGCGGCUGCUUCGUCUGCCGCUGCAUCAGGUAGCACCAGUGCGGGAUUUUCCCUUCACCCCAUGACAUUCGACGGCAUAGGUAGCGCUGCUGUCGGUAUUGUAGGAGCUGUGCUCGGUAAUGUAAUGCUCCUUUAA